UGUGUGUAGGGUUUUUGGGCCGGCUUUAUAACUCGCUGGUGAUCAGGCACACAGAAUUGUCCCCAGAGCUGGUGGAGGAGGGUCUGAUCAGAGCCUGCGCUGAGGCUACUGGGAAAGAGAAUCGACUUUGUUAUUACCUGGGAGCUUCCAGUGAUGCUGCAGCCAAAGUGACAGGUGAGGUGAGCCGCCCCCUCAGUGCACAUGUUCCUGUCCGCAAAAUCUGCCAGAGACUUCAGCGCAGGGACGGCCAGAUCUGCGAGCUCAGAUAUGAGCAUCCUGUUCUCGACUGGAGCAGGGACGCUUUGUCUAAAAUGCGAGUGUUGGAGCUGAAGAGAGUCUUG
This is a messenger RNA of Sinocyclocheilus grahami, 341 nucleotides long. RefSeq names its product mesencephalic astrocyte-derived neurotrophic factor-like. Gene Ontology annotation, cellular component: endoplasmic reticulum. The transcript has 3 exons. Lineage: Eukaryota; Metazoa; Chordata; Actinopteri; Cypriniformes; Cyprinidae. The record is from RefSeq and is a predicted model, not a curated record. Gene Ontology annotation, biological process: dopaminergic neuron differentiation; neuron projection development. The annotation marks the transcript as partial.